Messenger RNA from Diorhabda carinulata, 4110 nucleotides. It is a transcript of the gene Ago-2b, whose product is annotated as protein argonaute-2. Gene Ontology annotation, molecular function: RNA binding; protein binding. The transcript has 14 exons. The coding region runs from base 117 to 3671 and encodes 1184 amino acids. Lineage: Eukaryota; Metazoa; Arthropoda; Insecta; Coleoptera; Chrysomelidae. The record is from RefSeq and is a predicted model, not a curated record.
UAUAAAUUUCUGUCAGAUGUCAAAAAAAUGUCUAGAACAGUAAAGAGUUUGUGCUAGAAAGUUCAUAACGAAGUAAUUUGGGCAAACUUAGUUUUUUGUUCCUUUAGCAAAGAAAAAUGGGAAAGAAAAAAGGGAAACAAGAAAAAGGCAGAGGUGAUCCAAAUGAAGCUUCAUCCAAACAUCCUCAGACUUCUCAACAACCUCAGGCUUCUCAAAAGCCUCAGGUUUCUCAACAGCCUCAGGCUUCUCAACAGCCUCAGGCUUCUCAACAAGCUCCUCGAUCUGCAUGGGGUCAGCAACGCGGCUCCACAACCAGCCAGCAACAGCAGGCUCCGCCAGGGUCUCAACAACCCCCACCUGUAUGGCACAAACAGCAGCAUGUCCCACCAUCAGUACAAGGCCAGCAACAACAGAUGCCACAGCAGCAAAGAGCACCUAUACAGGGCCAGCAGCAACAAAUGCCACAGCAGCCAAGAGGUUAUCCUCAACAUCAACAGCAAUAUGCCCAAGCACCUAUACAGGGCCAGCAGCAACAAAUGCCACAGCAGCAAAGAGGUUAUCCUCAACAUCAACAGCAGUAUACCCAACCGCCUAUACAGGGCCAGCAGCAACAGAUGCCACAGCAGCAAAGAGAUUAUCCUCAACAUCAACAGCAGUAUGCCCAAACACAUAUACAGGGCCAGCAGCAACAGAUGCCACAGCAGCAAAGAGGUUAUCCUCAACAUCAACAGCAGUAUACCCAACCGCCUAUACAGGGCCAGCAGCAACAGAUGCCACAGCAGCAAAGAGGUUAUCCUCAACAUCAACAGCAGUAUACCCAACCACCUAUACAGGGCCAGCAGCAACAGAUGCCACAGCAGCAAAGAGGUUAUCCUCAACAUCAACAGCAGUAUGCCCAAACACCUAUACAGGGCCAGCAGCAACAAAUGCCACAGCAGCAAAAAGGUCGAGGUAGAGGAAACCCACCAAACCAACAAAAACCUGUUGGCUCAGGUGAUGCACCCAGCAAAAUAUCAGGCAGUAAAGAACAACAUAGUGGUGGUCAACAACAAGGAGGCCAAUUACCUGGUGCAGCAGGAGAUGGCUCAAAACAAGCAGGUCGAGGUAGAGGAAAACCACCAAACCAACAAAAACCUGGUGGUUCAGGAGAUGCACCCGGCAAAAUAUCAGCUCCUCCCACACAGGAAGUGAGUAAAGUGUCUGUUGAAGAAUUUCCUCUAAUAACAGUCAAGCCUGGUACUAAAGGUAGGAAGAUAAAAGUAGAGACCAAUCAUUUGGCAUUGAACUUGGGAAAACUAGAUUUUGCUUAUCAUUAUGAUGUAGCUUUGGUGCCUGAUACACCAAAGAAAUUUUUACGUACUGUCAUGGAAAUUUUUAGGAAGCAAUAUUAUCCAACAAUUAAUCCUGCUUUUGAUGGUAGAAAAAAUUUGUACAGCACAAAAAAAAUUUGUCCUAACGAUUUCAUAAGCGGCGAAGUUGAUAUUAAGGAUUCAGAAGGUAGAACUAAGUUGUAUAAAGUUGAAGUAAAGUUGGCUAAUCAGGUUGAUUUAAGACCACUGAGAGACUAUAAUUUAUCAAGACAUACUCCUAGAGAAGCUCUACAGGUAGUUGAUAUUGUCUUGAGGUCUGCUCCAGCGCAGUUUCUGAUAACAUCCGGUAGAAGUUUUUUCCAUAAACCACGAGAUCAAAUUUUGAAUUUGGGAGAAGGCAUGGAAAUGUAUUAUGGCUUUUACCAAUCUGCUAUUAGAGGAUGGAAACCAUACUUGAAUGUUGAUGUUGCUCAUAAAGCUUUUCCUAAAGAUAUACAAGUAAUUGAAUCGUUGAAAGAAGUUUUGAGUGACAGGUUCAAUCCCUUUGGAGACGCAGAUCUUAAUAGACCUUUAAAUAAUUCACAUAAGAUGAAAUUUGAGAAGUUUAUUAAAACCUUGCGGGUUAUAUACGAAAUUCCUAAACAAUCUAAUUCGAGAAGAGUAUUCCGAGUUAAUGGAUUAGAAGAAUGUGCGAGAUUAAAAACUUUUGGCAUGGAAGCAGAUGGAAGAGUGACACAAAUAACAAUUCAAGAUUAUUAUGCAAGACACAAACGAUAUCAAUUGAGAUAUCCUGAUUUACCAACACUCUGGGUAGGCUCAACAGCUAGGAGAGACAAUCCAAUUUUGGUGCCAAUGGAAUUGUGUAAAUUAGAAGAAGGACAAGUGUUGAAUCGAAAAAUGACUGAAAAUCAAACUGCUGAGAUGAUCAGAUAUUCGGCUACAAAUACAGAUAGAAGAAAAGAAAAAAUUCGUAACGGAAUGCAACAAGCCAAUUAUAAUUCACAUCCUACAGUGCGUGAGUUUGGGUUUUCUGUAUCUGAUAAAUUUGAACAAUUGGAUGCUAGAGUCUUAACUCCCCCUGAUCUGGGAUACAUCAAUGGAAAAGUGACACCUGCCAAAGGCGUAUGGAGAAAUUAUAAAUUUAUGACUACCACUCCAAUUAAUAAAUGGACUAUAGUUUUUGCAGAUAGAAGAGAUCCGAGGCCGAAUGAAGUUGCUAAAUUUGUAACAGAAUUAUUUAACGCAGCUAAAGGAACUGGUAUACAGUUAGCAGACCCAGUAAAACCAUUCCAGAACAUUGGAGAUAGAUUACCAAACAUACAAAGUUACUUUAGAUCUGUUAAAGUACAAAAAUAUGAUGUAAUUUUUGUACUUGUACCAAAUAGUGGUCAACAAUAUUCCUUCGUUAAAACCGCCGCUGAGAUCAAUGUGGGUUGCUUAACUCAGUGCAUUAAAAUGAGAACGUUGGGUAGAGCAAAUAUGCAAACGUGCGUUAACAUUUUAUUAAAAGUGAAUGCAAAGUUAAAUGGAACUAAUCAUUGUUUGGCCACACGUCCUCUGAUAUUGAACAAACCAUGCAUGAUUAUGGGUGCUGAUGUUACUCAUCCAAGUCCUGAUUCUCAGAAUAUUCCUAGUGUUGCGGCUGUGACAGCUUCUUUUGAUCCAAAAGCCUUCAGAUACAAUAUUUGUUGGAGAUUGCAACCCCCUAGGGCUGAAAUUAUAGAAGAUUUGGAAAAUAUAGUUGUUGAACAGCUAACUUAUUUUUACACAAGUAACAAUGGUCAGAAACCCCAUAGAAUAAUAUUUUUCAGAGAUGGAGUAUCAGAAGGACAGUUCGAUCAAGUAAUACAAGCGGAAAUUAGAGCUGUUAGAGCUGCCUGUAAAAGGAUUCAAGCAACUGAUUAUGAACCUGCUAUAACAUUUUUAGUAGUUCAAAAAAGACACCACACUCGUCUAUUUCCUCUAAAUCGUGCUGAUUCAGAGGAUAAAAAUUUCAAUGUUCCAGCAGGGACUUGCGUGGAUUACCAAAUAACACACCCAUUCUUACAAGAUUUCUAUCUAGUAUCCCAUGCCAGUAUUCAAGGAGUAGCUAAACCUACCAAAUAUUGCACUCUGUUGGAUGACAAUCAAUUAUCAAAUGACGAUAUUGAAGAAUUAACAUAUUUCUUAUGUCACAUGUUUACGCGAUGCAAUAGAUCCGUCAGUUAUCCCGCUCCGACGUAUUAUGCACAUUUGGCUGCAGCUAGAGCCAAAGUAUACAUCGAAAAUGACAGAUUGGAUCUAGGAAAUUUAAAACGGGAAUAUGAAAAAUAUAUAAUACAGGACAGCAUAAGGAAAGAAAAGCCAAUGUUCUUUGUAUAAUCAUUAUAUAUUAUAUAUAUUAUUGUUCAGAAUCUUUUUUUUAAUUAAUAGUAUUAUGCAUGAUUUAUUUAGAAUAUAUAAUUUCGAUAAGUGCUUAUCUAAAUAUUAUAAUAAUGAUUAAGUUUUUGAUAAUUCUUCAUUAAAUCAAUUUUAGUAUCAUUUUUCACAUUAUAGAAAAACACUUUGUUAUUAAUACAAUUUGGUAAUCAUAUUUGUAAUGUGAUAGUUUAAGUGCUUAUUAAAAUUUCAUAGAAUUGAUAAAAUUGUUGAUAAUACCUGAUACCUUUUUUGCUUUAUACAAAAAUACUUUAUAUUAUUGGUACAAUUUGGUAGAUUUGUUAUAGUGCUUUAUACUAGAAUUUAAAUAAAUGUUUGAAAUGAUGAAUUACAGACUGUACUUACCAAUAUGGCGAUUUAAAUAAAUACAUAUAUCUAAAUA